Molecule: messenger RNA, 6052 nt
Organism: Apodemus sylvaticus (European woodmouse)
Lineage: Eukaryota; Metazoa; Chordata; Mammalia; Rodentia; Muridae
Gene: Fgd6
Product: FYVE, RhoGEF and PH domain containing 6
Exons: 21
Coding region: 248-4435 (1395 amino acids)
Cellular component (GO): cytoplasm
Molecular function (GO): metal ion binding; guanyl-nucleotide exchange factor activity
Source: RefSeq, a predicted model, not a curated record
UGGCGGUCGUCCCGGAGCGCGGCUGAGCGGCGCUCGUGCACGUCCUCCUGUCGCCGGCCGCUAGCGCCGGGGUCCGCCGGAGGGUCGCGGGAGCCGGCGUCCGUCCUUUGUGAGGCGCUCAGGCGGUUCGGCUGGGGUGCGGGACGGAAUGUGAGCACUGCGGGGACUUUUGUCUCCUGCUCAAACUCAGGGGAGUGUGGCCUGAACGGGAGCCAUGGACUGAGGGCGUGAGCUGCGCGGGGCAGUCAUGACUUCUGCCGCGGAGCUUAAGAAGCCACCAUUGGCUCCCAAACCAAAGUUAGUGGGGACCAGUAAUAAGCCACCUCCCCCUCCUAUUGCACCGAAACCGGACAUUGGAAAUGCUAGUGUUCCACGGUUAACCAAGAAGACCAAACCGGCAAUUGCGCCAAAACCGAAAGUCCCGACAAACUCAGUUGUUCAAGGCAUCAAGCACCCACCCUCAAAGAAGCUCACUUUGAACCUGGAGGAACAGGAGCCAGAAUUACCCAAGAGCACUGACAAGCUUAAUUGCAAAGAUGUCAGGGAUCCACACAGUGAUUACAUUUUACCAACGUGUUCCUGCAGUUCUGGGUGUAUUCAUGAACCUGGGGCUCGGGAGAAUCUGUGUGCAGAGCCUCUGGGGAUGAACGAAAAUUUAGAGAAUAGUAAAAAUGGUGAGUCCUCAAAGAGGGGGGAUAGAUGGGAUCCAGGCAGUGAAAAGUGCCGGAGCCAGAGUGGAGUUGGUUUAAAGGCAAGCAUCCUAGAAGAGAAGCUCAAAGAGGCUCUAACACAGCAGCGAUCGCCCUGUGGUUCCCCAAGGAAGCUCAGAGCUCCAAAAAACCCGGAAAUGAAUGGUGGCCGUAGUUGCACCAGGCAGAUCAGAAUUGAAUUUGCAGAUAUGUCUUCUCCCCUGUCCCGCUUUGAAAAAGUUCCCGCUCAUCACAGCUCCCACCCACCACUUCCUAGGGAUGAGUCUCAGACUCUCAAGACUUGGCAAGAUGGCAGUGCUGAGAGCUAUGGUCACAUUCAUUCAUGUGAACUGGAGAACAAAAGAGUGUGUUCAGACGGAACUAGUCAGAAGACAGAGGUCAAGGGUCUCGGUCCUUUAGAAAUCCACCUACUACCGUAUACCUCAAAGUUUCCGACUCCCAAGCCCAGAAAGACACAUGCUCCUCGCCUGCGUCGUCAGAAGCAUGUAGAUACCCCUAGUGAAAGCACUGAAGAGCCAGGGAACUCAAACAAUAGCUCUUCUUGUCUCCUUGAGGAUGGUUUGAAAAACAAUAAAGUCAGUGUUCUUCAUCAGAAUGCUUUGUAUAGCAAAGCAGACGAGAUGAGGCCCACAAACAAGAGGGCACCGACUGGGGCUUCCGACAGUGACAGACAGGACUCAGUCAGCUCCCAGAAAGCUGUGCAGCAGGAAACGACUUCUUUGGAAAAAGUGGCACCUUUGACUUCUGACAGUAAUGGUUCUGGCGUGUUACCUGCUGUGGACAAAGAGACUACUUUCACACAAUGCAGUUUGAGCUUGCCUAAGCAAGUCAGAUUAGCCUGCACUGACCAUCCGCCAACUACCUGUAACCCAGAAGUGUCAGUUCCAGUUCCUCAACUACAAAAGGAAUCUUCCUCCUCCUCGAGAAUUGUUCCCAAGAAACCUCAAAGACACAGCUUACCUGCAGCAGGGGUGCUUAAAAAGGCUGCUUCGGAGGAGCUUCUAGAAAAGAACUCUUCUAGUAAGGAAACAAAUGUAGAGAGAGGUCUACAAAGAAACCACCUUCAACAUCCGGGCCCCUUGGACCAUGGCCCAUCCCCAUUGUCCUAUGACACACCUAACCCGACAUCAGAAAAGCCAGUGUGGAAGUUACCUCAUCCUAUUCUACCUUUUUCAGGGAGCCCAGAAGCCUUGAAACGUGUCACUUUAUCCUUAAAUAAUGACCCUUCUGAUGCCCUAACCAAGCCAAGGGCAAAGUCACUGUCUGCCGUGGAUACCGACAGGUGCAACAAGCCUUGCAAAGAGCCUCCGAAGAAAACUUCCUUUAAAAAGUUGAUUAACGUGAAACUGGCCAUUGGUUUCAUAAAGAGUGACUUCCAGAAAUUUAGGUCGAAAAGCUGCCAACAGAGCGAUGUCCCCUCGGGACAUCCUCUCAGUAGAGAGCCCAAAGUGCUUCAAAGGGAUUGGCAAGGUUUGGCCACAGGAGAAGAAAAGAGGAGUAAACCCGUGAAGGCAUAUUCUGCAGAAAACUGCAGCCUGGAAUCUCAAAAGGUGAAAUCUUGGGGCCAGAGCAGUGCAGCUAAUGGGCAGAGGGCCGAGUCUUUGGAUGACCAGAUGCUUUCCAGGCACGCAUCCUGUCAGGACUCUAGUACAAGUGAUUGCGGGCCAGAGUAUGAAAAUGUCGGCUAUUAUGAGGAGAUACCAGAGUAUGAGAAUUUACCCUUUGUCAUGGCUGGAGGGAUUACUCCUGAGUUGGGAUGGCAGAAUUCUGGCAGUGUGGAGGACACUGAGGCAAGUCUGUAUGAAGUAGAAGAACCCUACGACGCCCCAGAUGGCCAGCUGCAACUUGAUCCUAGACACCAGCCUUGCAGCACUUCUGGAACGUCCCAGGAGGGGCAGGAUGACCUCCAUCUUGGUCUCAGUGACCUGCCUUCUGAUGAGGACGCCAUCGAUAGCUCUGAUGAAGAUGAUGUCAGCUCCGAGUCCAGUAAGGGCGAGCCAGACCCUCUGGAGGAUAAACAGGAUGAAGAUGCUGGGACGAAGAGCAAAGUUCAUCAUAUUGCCAAGGAGAUCAUGAGCUCAGAGAAAGUGUUUGUUGAUGUGCUAAAGCUUUUGCAUAUUGAUUUCCGGGGUGCUGUAGCCCAUGCGUCCAGGCAACUCGGGAAGCCCGUGAUUGAGGACCGGAUCCUUAACCAGAUCCUGUACUACCUGCCUCAGCUGUAUGAGCUCAACCGGGACCUCCUGAAGGAGCUGGAGGAACGGAUGCUGAGCUGGACCGAACAACAAAGAAUUGCUGAUAUCUUUGUAAAGAAGGGGCCGUAUUUAAAAAUGUAUUCCACAUACAUCAAAGAAUUUGAUAAGAACAUAGCUCUGCUGGAUGAGCAGUGUAAGAAAAAUCCAGGAUUUGCUGCGGUUCUCAGAGAAUUCGAGAUGAGCCCUCGAUGUGCCAAUCUAGCCCUGAAGCACUACCUGCUAAAGCCAGUUCAGAGGAUCCCUCAGUACAGGCUGCUACUGACAGAUUAUUUAAAGAACCUCCUAGAAGACUCUGUAGAUCACAGAGACACCCAAGAUGCCCUAGCUGUUGUUAUAGAGGUGGCUAACCAUGCCAAUGACACUAUGAAGCAAGGGGACAACUUUCAGAAACUCAUGCAGAUUCAGUACAGCUUAAGUGGACACCAUGAAAUUGUGCAGCCUGGGCGGGUUUUUCUUAAAGAAGGCACCCUCAUGAAGCUGUCUCGGAAAGUCAUGCAGCCCCGGAUGUUUUUCCUGUUUAACGAUGCCCUGCUGUACACUACACCCCUGCAGUCUGGGAUGUACAGAUUGAACAACAUGCUCUCCCUGGCUGGAAUGAAGGUCAGAAAACCUACCCAGGAAGCGUAUCAGAAUGAGCUAAAGAUCGAAAGUGUGGAGCGGUCUUUCAUCCUCUCAGCAAGUUCUGCCGCAGAAAGAGAUGACUGGCUGGAGGCCAUAUCCAGCUCAAUAGAAGAAUAUGCCAAGAAAAGAAUCACCUUCUGCCCCAGCCGGAGUCUUGAUGAGGACUCAGAAGGGAAAGAAGAAGUUAGCCCUCUCGGGACGAAGGCUCCCAUCUGGAUCCCUGACACCAGAGCCACCAUGUGUAUGAUUUGCACAAGUGAAUUCACCCUGACCUGGAGAAGACACCACUGCAGGGCCUGUGGGAAGAUUGUGUGCCAAGCUUGCUCGUCAAACAAGUGUGGCUUGGAUUACCUGAAAGGGCAGCCGGCGAGGGUGUGCGAGCACUGCUUCCAAGAGCUACAGAAACUAGAUCACCAGCUGUCCCCUAGGACUGGGUCUCCUGGGAAUCACAAGUCUCCGUCGAGUGCCUUGUCUUCAGUCUUACACAGCAUCCCAUCGGGGAGGAAGCAGAAGAAAAUCCCCGCUGCUCUCAAAGAAGUGUCAGCAAACACAGAAGACUCCUCUAUGAGCGGCUACCUCUACAGAUCCAAGGGCAGUAAAAAGCCAUGGAAACACUUAUGGUUUGUCAUCAAAAACAAAGUCCUCUAUACAUACGCUGCAAGCGAGGAUGUGGCAGCUUUGGAAAGUCAGCCUUUAUUAGGAUUUACCGUCACUCAAGUCAAAGAUGAGAAUUCAGAGUCUAAAAUGUUUCAGCUACUGCACAAAGGCAUGGUGUUUUAUAUAUUUAAGGCAGAUGAUGCCCACUCCACUCAGAGGUGGAUAGACGCAUUUCAGGAGGGCACAGUGUUGUAGCAGCAGCGGCUGCACUGCCUCUGAGGUUCCAACAAGUUGGCGGGUCCGCAGAACGGAAUCAAAGCUACUCAAAGGCCCUGCAAAAAAUGAACACUGCCAAGAGAAAUCCGCCCACAGUCGUUAUGAGCUAGAUUGUUUUGUUAAGUAUAUACAGUUCCUAAAAAUGUUUUUCAUCUAUGUUAUUUAUUAAAACGUUGAUGUUUACUUGCUGGUCAGAAUUGUUUCUGAGACUCACACUGAAUUCUAAGUACUGUUUAGAGACUGGGAACUUACCGUAACGCUGUAUUCUGUAUACUGUUGAUGAUGUGCCGUCCACACUGUUGUCUCUGCCUUACAUCAUGACACUUUUGCUGGUGGUAAAUCUUUGUGAUUAAAGCACACAUAUUAAGUAUCAAAUGUCCAUACAAUGUCUGGUUUACAAUUUUUAAAUUGCUGAUGAAAAUGAGUAUUUUUGAGUCACUAAACUUAGGUGGCAUUUUUGAUAUUGCAGUAGAGAUGCACAUGGCCAGCUUCUACCUCAGAAACUGUGAAAUGAAAUCCCAGCAGAGUCCGUACUGAUAACUGUCCACAGCCCCCCCGCCCCCAGACUCCCACACCCCAUAGGAUCUUGUCAGUUGCCAGGCUGGCCUCGAACUAACUGUGUAGCUUAGGCAGACCUUGAGCUGCAGCCUUCCUGCCUCAGUCUCUCAGCCACUGGAGCCACAGGCCUGGAUCGCCCUGCCCAGGCUCUAUUUAAUACUGCCAGAUCAGUGUCCAUGUGAUUCUCUUCUUCAUUUUCUGAGACAGACACACACUCUGGAUGGAACCCGUGAGGGCUGUGACUCACAGCUACUCAACUGCUAGGACUCCAUGUGUGUGCCACCAAGCUCAGUGGUCAGUGUUUAAAAACAAAAAACCAGAAUAUGGCAGGUAACAUUGUUACCUAAUACCCUCUAUCAUUCUUAGGAGUUUUGAGGCCGAGUCAGUGGUGGUAUUUAUAUCUAAAAGGAUGUCACAUUUUCUGUAACAUGUAUUUUACAAGUGAUCUGAAACCACUAAUCUUUUUUUUUUCUUUAAAGGAAACUUUAUGCUACUUUGAUUUGUUCCUCUUGACACUUAAAGUAUUGUCAUUGUAGUUGUCCUCCUCCUCCUCCCCUCUUUCCCCUCUUCCUCUUUCUCCUCCUCUUCUUCUUCCCUCUCUCACCUCCCCCCUCCCCACCCCUCUCUGCCCCUUUUGAGACAGGGUCCUUCCAAGCAGCCCAGGCUGGCCUGGUGCUCCCCGCCCUGCCUCAGCUCCCACAUCCUCAGAGUUCAGCUGUGUGUUGCAGCACGGACCUUAUCAGUCAGUGUCCCUCAGUAGGAAAGGCCCGUCCUCUUAGUUCUGGCGUACCUACUGUUUAACGUGCAAACCCACUUGCACGGGAAGUUGUCGGUUGGCCCCUGUCUGCAGCAGCUAAAACGGAAGGCAGCCUCCACCCCAGAGUCCUAAGAAAAUGCAAAGAGACAUUUGUUACUUUAUCCCACAUUUCUGAACCUCUUUCCAUUUUUGAUGUAACUGGGAUUGUUCCAUUUUCCCUGAUGGGCCCUGGUUUUUUUUAACGGUAAGAUUCUUUGAGUAUUUACUGACAAUUUUUUUUU